AGGCUAGUCAAGCCGUCAGAUGGCCACUAAUUUUGGAUUCAUGUCAGCCAGCCGACUCCAAACGACUUAAAACCUAAAUCUUAUUAAUUUAAGGUACAUCCAGGGUAAAAUAUCUACCCUUCAGUCUAUAAAUCGUGAAAUUCCUGCCUUUACAUAUCUUCCAGCCCGAGGCAAGAAGUGGAGGUUUCCCGUCUAGUUCAUAGUCUGAGCUAUGGUUCUUGAUAUUGAUUCCGAGUUAUACCAGAUACUGCUGCAAGGGAAGGAUGAAUGCCGAUGACUGGAAAAUAGUUUUUCAUUUCAAUAUUACAUUGUGCACAAUUAUUUUGCAUUCAGCCUGCAACCUUUGCUCGCAUUGCGGGCCUCUUGGUUGAGUUUUGAGAGACGACUGGGAAUGAGUCAACUUGAUACUGUCCCAUGAUGCUCUAUUAUUCGCCGCUUGUUCCUCUGUCAGCGGUCUCUCGUCUAAAUGUAAAUACGUUUCUUCGAGGAAAAUAACAAUAUGACGAAUGGAACAAAUUUAGCUGAAAUUUCGGUCGAAUUCAGCCAGAAAUCAACCGUUGAGGAUUUUAAAAGCUGCUGCAAAGAUCCAGCUUUUACUCGAAAGAUGGACAACGAUGUUCUUACCACGCUAAAGAUCUUGAUCAUCGGAGAAAGUGGCGUAGGAAAAUCAAGCUUGCUACUAAGAUUCACUGAUGACACAUUUGACCCAGACAUUGGAGCAACCAUAGGUGUUGACUUCAAAGUUAAAACACUGACUGUUGAUGGAAACAAAGCAAAACUAGCAAUCUGGGACACGGCAGGACAGGAGCGGUUCAGGACAUUAACUCCAAGCUACUACAGAGGUGCUCAAGGAGUUAUCCUAGUGUAUGAUACAAGUAGCAGAGAAACAUUUGAAAAACUGGAAGAAUGGCUAAAUGAAGUGGAAAUGUAUUCAACAAAAAAAGACAUCAUUAAAAUGCUGGUCGGCAACAAAAUAGAUAAGGAAGGCCGCGAAGUUGACAGAAAACAGGGACUACAGUUUGCAAGAAGGCAUUCCAUGUUAUUUAUUGAAGCAAGUGCCAGGACACGUGAGGGAGUACAGCUUGCAUUUGAAGAACUUGUGGAGAAGGUAAUCCAGACACCUGGUCUAUGGGAGAAAGACGGCACCACAGGAGGAGUAACACUGACGACUGCCGGGUCACAGGUCAUCUCGGGCUGCAGUGGAAUGUGUUCUCUUACAUAACAACCAUUAAUUAUAAUCUUUUGUGUGAUACUGUAAAUAUAGAGCUUACUACAUGCCCUGUACAUGUACAUGUAUGAAUUUGCAUCACACCUGGUCCAGCUGUGCAAGCUCAGUUGUGUAAACAAAUAUGGAAGGGUCUGGUUUUUGAGCUAAAAGGGAAAGUGUCCCUAUUUCUCAGGAAAAUGUGUAUUUACUAGUCUGUCUUAGAAAGAAAGUAAGCCGCAGCAAGUUAUUUUUAGCAAAUUUUAAUACAAUUGUAGUAUUCUGGAUCAACAACACUGGUACAUUUCUGUAGCUCUGUGACUUGUGGAACAUUGCUUUAACUUUCAGUAGAAAACCAAGAAACUUAAGGAAAAAAAGAGAAAACCAGAAAAUUUCACAAAAAGGCCAAAGUUGCCCAGUUAGUCUCUUGCGAGGGGAUGGAACUUUUGCUCCGUAACAUCUCACAGGAAUCACAGGCUCCCUAUUUUAACUCUUGAAGAUUAAGGUUUUGAUCAAAAUGAAAAAGCUUCUUGCUUGUCUGAGUGAGAUUUUGAAAAAUGGGAAUAUUCAUGACACUAUUUUAAUAGUUAGUUCAGGGGGCCAAUAACUAAAACCAGCCAUUCAGAUUGCUCUAUUACUGGUCCAAUAUUUUCCAAGUAUUGGACCGUGCAGUAUCCCGCAUGAUCCUGCAUGAUUGUCUUGUAUUUGUUUGGCUUCCCACAACAUAAAUUACGAUUUGUUUCCUUUUCCUUCCAAUUCUCUUUUGUUUCUUUUUCCUUGAAAUUGUCGUACAUGUACAUGAGAAAACAUUAUUUUGGCUCUUCAGUUAUCAGAAUUGCAUGCUUGAAGUGUACAUUGCCUUCCAAGUGUGAGGUCCAUACAGUUAGUUACAGACCAAGUUUUUCCCUCUUGAAUUUAUGGUCCAAGCUCAGAGCACCCAGAAGACAUUUUGGCAACAAUAAGAGCUUCAAAUUUUAGUGGGCUGUACCGUAGAAUAUGGCCUGCUAAAUUGACCAGUCACGUCAUGCACAGUUAAAUUUAGAGAUUCAGUAAUAGGAGAAUAUUAUCAGCCCCUUCGUCUUUUUUGUAUAGACCUCUCUGCACUUGGUCAGUAUUCUAAAGACUUUGGUCCAAUAUUUGCCCCAAAGCAGAAAACAGAAAGUUGUACAAACCAGAAAGUUUCCUCUGUAGUUUUGAUAACCCAGGGACAAUUUUGUAUUACAAAGUAGCCUAUUCCAAGCAUUUGGCUAGUUAGGAAGCAGUGAAAUGACCAGCUAGGGGAGAACAUAGAAGAGACUGGUUUGUUUUCUCAUCAUGCUUUGAACUUCUCUCGGCUAACCAAAUGCUUGGAACAGGGUUAGACUGAUCAGUCACACAGACUGAGGCACGGGGGCACUACUGCAUAAAAGUGACCAGGAUUCAUUUCAGAAUUUAAGAAAAAUGCUCCUAAAAGGCAUUAAAAUCCAUUUGUGGG
Messenger RNA from Orbicella faveolata, 2678 nucleotides. Its product is annotated as ras-related protein Rab-18-B-like. NCBI's taxonomy places the organism in Eukaryota, Metazoa, Cnidaria, Anthozoa, Scleractinia, Merulinidae. The record is from RefSeq and is a predicted model, not a curated record. Gene Ontology annotation, molecular function: GTP binding; GTPase activity.